CAAAAAAUUAUUUGUCAUUGUAGGUUUGUGAAAAUGUUUUCUGGACAAAGUAUAAGUUUUGGUAAGAUUGAGAAGAAAAUAAAGUGUGAGAUGAUAAAUCUCGGAUCACCCAAGUCCGCAGCUAUAAAGUCAGUUGAUGAAAUUAAGUAUGCUCCUGAACAAGAAAUACCUGAUCUGCAAGGAGACCUCGAUGAUGAUUUUGAUACAAAUUUCCUUUCCUCGGAUUCAGAGGAAAACCUUCCCACUGACCAUGAUGUUGUAGAGAUGGAGGAUUUAUCAGCACGUACAAAUGAUUAUACAGAAAAUUCAGAAAUUUUCUCUGCAGAGUCCACUUCGGGUGAUGAGCAAGAUGUUAGAGAAGAGUCUGAUUUCUCAGAACAAGAAAAGAAAGUCCAAGCAAAAGAGAAGAAGAAAAAGCCUAAGCAAAAGAAAGAUAAGGUCCCAAAAUUGAAUAUUCCAGGAUCUGCGCGCAAGUUGAAAAUCAAGGAGAAAGCUCUACUUACUGGUGUUAUAUCCAAAUAUGCACAAAAAAAUACUGUUGCGACUGUGAAAGAACAAAGCUAACGAUAGCCAGCAUUCACAUUUCUGUUGUGUUAGUAGCAGGGUUUAUUGCUGUUUGGUACACUUCGUCUUCUGUCAAUCUAAGUCUUUGAAGUUCAUUUUUGUAGAUUUAUUUACAUCAGUAUUAAGCUUAGGUUUGUUGAUUUGUUGCUUGUAAAUGUCCGAAUAUGAAUCAAGAUUAGUAAACAUAUCGCGAGUCGCUAAAUUAGUUUACUAUCUCAUUUUUAUUA
Messenger RNA from Nicotiana tabacum (common tobacco), 791 nucleotides. The record is from RefSeq and is a predicted model, not a curated record. NCBI's taxonomy places the organism in Eukaryota, Viridiplantae, Streptophyta, Magnoliopsida, Solanales, Solanaceae.